UCGUUGUUUUUGCUGAUACAGACUAACACAGCUGCCACUCUGAAAUAUUGCUCAAGAGUCAUCCCUCUUUUUCCUCUGCUGUCUCCUUUGGCUUUGAAUCAAUUCACUGGUCAUCAGAAGAUUAUCUGAUGACAAAUAAUCUAGGGAUGUAAAAUGUUAACUGGUAAGCAUUAGUCCAACUGGUUAACCAUAACAGUUAACUCCUGGCCCCAGUCGUGCCGGAUUGACCCCAGCUGCUUAAUCGGUUAACCAUUUAAACAAAAUAUUUUGUUUGAAUGUUUAACUUUUUAAUUGGUAUUUACAUCCCUUAAAUAAAGCAAGAUUAAAAUAGAGCUAAGGAAAAUAAACUGCAACAUAAUAGGCAACCCCGCGGGGAAGGUAUUGGGCCGUUCUUGAGCAAUCCUUUCUAAAACUAUUGAGACUUUAACAACGUUUUAAUAGUAAUACACAACAUCUGGAAUUGUGAGCAUUUCUAGCUUCACUGAAAUACAAAACAGAAAACUUGCCCAAGAUCCCCCAAACAUUAGCACUGGAAUGGCAAUAGCUGGAGUCAUUUUAUUUGCAAAGAGUAUUAAAUUGACAACAAAAUUUACGAGUGCUUUGGAUAUACCAGUAGAAUUUAUAGAAAAGAAUGUGAAACUACGAGGAAGGUUAUGUCACAUAACUGAGAAAGGACUAGAAGUUGAACAUGUUCCCAUUAGCCUUCCUUUCCUGUCAUCAUUACAGAGAAAAUGGCAAUCAAAUGGUGUUUUGCUGGUCAGACUUGCUGGAGUGGAGCUGACACCGAAUGCUGUGGUCUGGUUACAGGAAGAGUUAAAACCUGCAGAAAUGAUGUGGUUCCAGCUUCUUGGAAGGGAGGAUUUGGUGCUUGAUUGCCUCAUUUUAGUAAAUAAGGGUAGAUUUUUCAGUGUGUGUCUGAAUGAAGAGAUCUUGAGACAAGGGCUUGGCAAAACAACACGUAUUGAAGGACUACAUCAUGACUCUCCAUUAUACUGGAAGCUUCACAAAAGACUACUUCAAGCAGAACUAAAAGCCUUGAAGAAAAAUAAGGGAAUAUGGAAAGAAGAAAGUUACUUUGAAAAACUUAGAGAUCAUAUAAGUAAUAAUAAAUUUGUACAGAAGUUAAAACAAUUUGCAAACUGGCUACGAAUACAUAUUUAAAAGUGAAACAGGAAGGACUUAGCUGGAAAAAUGCUAUUUGGACAUGGAUGAGUGUCUCUUUGGUGUGUGCUUUUUAUUAACAAUGAGCUUAUGAAGGAAAGCCUAAGCCUUGAUUUUUAAGGCUUCUGCCUCAAGGAAAAAUAUAGAAAAUAGUCCUAGUAAUGUCAUUUAAAGAGAUGUUUAAAUAUAUUAUAAUUCUUGUAUAAGAAUAAACUUCAGCAUGAUGAUGCCUGCUAAAGUGUGUUAAGGCUAACAUUAUUCAAAUAUAGGAGCCAAAAGGUAUGCUUCUAAAUCCUUAAUUUAGGCUCCUAAAUAAGUGGUCAGAUUUUCAAGAGUGCUGAACACCCAGAUGACCCCAUUUACAUCAGUGGAAAUUAUUGAAAAUCCUAUUUUUGAAGAUCUGAACUAUUCAUGUACAGUGUGACACUUUACUUACAUUGCAGUGGAAUAUAAUACAAUAUGCAGGAGGAUUGCAUGAAAACGGAAUAUUAAUUAUUAGAUAUCACCUAAAGAAAAUAACUUUCCAAUACUUCUGCUUUCUUGGACCUUUGUUGUACAUAAGUGUUUUUGUUUGAGUCCGAUAUAAGGGAACACAUAUGUACUAUGUUUACUAUUUGUGUGUUUUAAAAGUUUAAUAUGUUGAAUAGCUAGUUCUACUAUGUAAUUAAUAGAAAAGAUGACUUGACACAGCUGAUCUUAAAAAGAAGAGGGUAUAGAAGUUCCUAACCACAAGAAUUUAAAUUUAGAAACACAGUAGGUGAGCAUAAGUUAGUACAUCAAUAAACUACUUAUUUGGUUGUAGUAUAAAUACAUUCGUUUAUACAUUUGUAAAGAAUUGCAGAAUUUAAAGAUUAUAAUCUGGUGGAAGUGACCUUUUGAAUAUUCAUCGUUUGUUUCUAUAUCUAGGUUAAAUCAAGUGAAUUAUACAUGUUUUGUAGUCAAGAGCACUAAACUCUGUGCAACCUUAAAAAUUAAACAUGGCACAUUAAAUUUCUUAUUCUCCUCUGUUCUUAUACUUAGCUGCAAUUUUUUAAAACUGAGGACACUUAUACUUUUGAAGGAUGAAAUAGCCAAAAAACCUAUUAUGAGAGCAGUAUACUUGUGUGUGUGUUGAACUUUUAUGAUCUUGAUAAUAACAGUUUGCCACCAGAAUAGAUCUGACAUUCUGUCUUUAUGGAAAGGUGUAUUCCUUUUAAGAGUAGGGCAGGCUGAUAACCCUUUCUAGGAUAUAGAAUAAUUAGGGCUGUUGAGCGAUUAAAAAAAUGAAUCAUGCGUCCAUGCUGAUGACGGGUUCUGUUCAAUAACAAUCCAAAGCAGUAGAGACCGACGCAUGCUCAUUUUCAUUAUCUGAGUCAGAUGCCACCAGCAGAAGAUGAUUUGGGUUCUGUCUAAAUGACCAGCAUUGUUACAAAUGGCUACUUUUAUUUGUGUUUAAUUAUAUAUCUUAUAAAGAAUAACAUAGCCCUGAUGGCACAUAAGGCUGUAUUUCCAUUCAGGAGUUCUGCUGAUAAGAGACCACAAAAGCAAACUCCUAUAUUUGUUUAUGUUUAUGAUUUUUUUUUAUUGUCAUUCAGGACUGAUCUAUAGAAAGGCUCCAUUCAGAAACAAAUAGCUAUGGUGUUCCGGACUGUGCAAAUCUUGAAAGGGUGCAGAUCUUGUCUCUGUAGGAGGCCUGUCUAUUCAGAAGCUAAUAAUAGAGUAGAAACAAACAGCUCUGCAGCAGCCAGUGGUGGAGCUGACUGGGAGGUAGGAAAAAACUAUUUUCCUUGUGUGCCCAUUAAUGUCCUAUUCUAUCUAUACUGAGCAUCCUCCAGUUCCUCCCUGCUGCCUUAGCAGCACUGCACAUGAUGAGCAUUUCCAGCUUUAGGUUGCAGUACCUGCAUGAUCAGGGAUGGGGGAAAAGACAGAUGAAACUACAUGGCCCGGGCAGCUCAGUCUCUGAAAUUCUGUAUACAUUAUAAACAAACCUCUUAAUGGGGUGGUGUAAGUGAGAGGCGAUGCCUCCAAAUGGCCUGUUAAAUAAAAAUGGUCAGGUUUGCAUUUCCCCUUUACUGCUAUAGCGGAUGUUAAAGACAAAUGGUUGUCAUAAAUAACUCUUCCUGGUGGCCAUAGAAGUUUGUCAGCAAAUUUUGGGUCAUGGCCUUUUUAAAAUCCUUCCUUUUGGACUAAUAAUAAAGUGUAAGUUGUGGAUUGAGUCCUGCUUAUGAAGUAUAGGGAGGGCUUCACUGAGCAUGUAUGAUUAUCUGUGGUCGGAAAAUUCAUCAUUGUGAAUGCUAUGCUGUUUACUGCGCACACCCAAUGUUGAAGUCACUGAAGGCAGGAGAGAAAGAAACAGCAAGAAAAAUUCCACCUACACAAGAGUCCUAUGAAAAGAAAGUUGAUAAAAACAAAAGUCUUUCUUUCCUUUCCCACACCUGGCUAGCUAGAGAUCAUGCAGAUUCCCUUAUGUAAAACUCUCCACACCCACUGUGUAGAUCUUUAAAUAUAAAAGAAAAAUUACUAUACUGAAAAUAGAGUUUUGUUAGAUUUCCACUUCCUUCACCAUGGGGGUGAAGUCCUGAGCUCUCUGAGCCAGAGGGAAACUUAAAAGGCUUUUGAAAGGUCAUAGAUAUUCUGUAUUGGAGGGGUGUCAAAUUCAUUCUGGAGACAGGACCAAAUUCCAUUUUAAUUAUUGUCCCCCGGUGAAUGUAAAUCAGGCAUAUAUGUCUCCUUCUUUCUUCUCUUUGAAUUUCCCACUGUUCAACUACUCUCAAGUCCUCCUUUAUGGUAGACUUCACUCCAACCCCCUUCCUCAGACCAUCUGCUAGAAUGAUCAGCAAUCAAAUAGUUCAUGGUGACAUUUAAAGUGUCACCACUGGACUUUCGCAUUAACGCUCCAGUGAGAUUAAUGGGAUGGCCAGGAGAAUCUAUAAUGGUCAGAGCCAUUGCUGAGGAUUGAAAACUCCCUUAAAUAAAUAAAUUAUAUAGAUUCUUCGUGAAUAUAUCAUGCAGGCCACAUAAAUAUGUUAAGUGGGCCAGGUGAGGCAUUUGAUCAAAUAUUCAAAAGGGGUUAUAGAAAACAAGUUAAUGUUUUGUAUUUAUUCAGAGAGCUCCGGAAACUUAACUGUUGCAUUGUACAGUCUUGAGACAACAGGAGGCAGGGUCUUUCCAGCAAGGGAUUGUGAUGGUGGAAUUCUCUCUCCCAUUAAAUUCUCCAGGGCUACACUUGAUUUAUUUGUUUGUUUUUUUUCUUUCCCCUCCCCUUCUGCCUAACUUGGUUCCUGUUCUGGGAUUUACUUGGACUUGUUUAACUAGUUGCAAAUUAUGGGCCAUAUUAUGAGUACUCUUGUGUGAAUGUACUGGAGAUAAGAGUGCACAGGGAGCCCCUUCACUCCUCUAGCUGCUACAUGUAUAAGAUAGUCAUAAGUCAGUAUAAAGCACAAGAGAGGAGUGGUACAAGUUUACUGCUAGUGUUAAUGGCGGGUAGACACAGAGUGGGUGAAUAGCAGAGGUGCUGGAACAAUUUUGGGGGUGCUGAAGAUGGAAACCAUGUAUUUGAUGUUUGUUAUUACUACUUCAAGCCAGGGAGUGUAGCAGCACCCCCACUACUCCUCGUUCCAGCACCACUGAUGAAUAGUAAGUUUAUGUAGGGUGAAUAAUGUUAGUGAAUGAAGGGUGUGUGAAAAUAGAAUGCGUGAGUGCAGUGUAAGUACAGAUGUAAGGAGGUGAAACAGUGAGAGGGUGAACUUACCUCAUGUAAAAUGAUAAGGAACUAAGUGUAUUUAAUAAUGUAUUUAAUGGAUCAUAUAUGUACAUAUAUAUCAAAAUAGCUAGUAAUAUUAUAAGCAAGUGCAUAACCAGUAUAACUAAUGGGAGGACUAGUUUGUAGGAUGGCCUUUGAAUAACCUUUUGGGAGGGAAUGCAAAACAAAGCCGUUUGGCUAAUUAAGAUUUGAUGUACUAUCUAUUCUUUUAUUCAACUCUUGAAUUGUCCUUCAUUUUGGGUACAGGACAAGGACUAAGUUAAUCGGCGGUCAUGAUGACCCAGCCAAGUAUACUCCGGAUAAACAAGGAAAGUCCCCAAAGAUCCUGUGAAAUAUUAAGAUUAAUAGUUUUUAUGGCUAAUAAGUAAAUAAACAUGUUACAUAAUCUAGUGUUAUGUGGAAUCUUAUAUUUGGUCAUAGAUAUUGUUAAUCAUUAUUGUGUAACAGAUCAGAGACGAGGGGUGUUGAUAGAAAGCAGAGUAUCAUCUUGGGCAUAAAAGAGUGCACGGAGACAUGUCUUUGCCUUUGUUUAUGUACAACCUUGUUGUAUGUACUCAACCUGACAUGCCUUAAAUGAUCACUGGGAUGUGGCUCUCUGUACCUAUGCUGAAUAAAUCUGUUCCUUGGAUCUGAACUCUGGACUUAGCAGUGAUUGUCAGCUUUGCUAGGUUCGUAAGGCAACCUGUGGGCCUGGUUGGUGUCCUGAAAACAUCCUCAAAACAGGUAGCGUAAACGUGAGUUUGAAUGAGUGCAGGGGGAGAGAGUGAAAAUAAAGAGUGAGAUGGAGAAAGGAAGAUUCUUGGGGCUUGAUUCUGCACUCAAUCCAGUUUUACCCUUUUGUUGCACACUGACUUCAGUAGUUAUGAUUUGCACCAGUGUAAUCAAGAGCAGAAUUUUGCCCAUGGAUUAGGAUGGAGAGAAAAAGGAAGAGGUUGAGAAGAGAGGGUGAAAGGCAGAGGGCCUGAUUCUCCACUGUGAGACCAGUUUUGGGUCUAUAUAGUUUCAGUGGUGUUAGACCAGAAAACCUGAGAAUCAGGUCCAGUGUGUGCAAGUCCACAAGAAGAGAGAAAUAGAAUAAAAUAAUUAAGAGAGCGAGAGAAAGGAGGGAAAAGACAAAAAGUGGAGACAAAAAAUGAAACCGGGAUAGAGAAAUUAUGAAGAGAAAGGGAAAAAAAUAGAAAUGAUACAACUUCAUUAAAGUAACAACAUUGUAGCUUUUAUUUCAUUUUCCUACACUAACCUGCAUUUUUGGGACAGUUCCAAAGAUUAUUUAAGAGAUUAUUUAAAAAAUGCAACUGAUAUUGUCGUUCACACAGUUUUCCCCUUUUGACUCAUAAGGGAGACACUACAGCUUCCUAACCUAUGGCACCAACACAUCUACAGCAGGCUUAGUUACCAAAAUUCCAACAACACAGGUGUAGCUGAUCAGGAAGACAAUUAUAGGCACUGCCUGCUGAUGGAGAGAGGAACUCCCAGUGCAGAGGAACCUGCAUUUGUUUUCAAACCACAUGCCAUAUUUAACAAUAAUAAUAAUAAUAUAAUAAAAAAUAAGAGUUUAGCUGGAUUACAGGCUAAGAUGAAGAUAAAAAUGUU
Molecule: messenger RNA, 6496 nt
Organism: Chrysemys picta bellii (western painted turtle)
Lineage: Eukaryota; Metazoa; Chordata; Testudines; Emydidae
Gene: MISO1
Product: chromosome 9 C3orf33 homolog
Source: RefSeq, a predicted model, not a curated record